Fragaria vesca subsp. vesca is the source of this 552-nucleotide messenger RNA. RefSeq lists its product as uncharacterized. The record is from RefSeq and is a predicted model, not a curated record. Lineage: Eukaryota; Viridiplantae; Streptophyta; Magnoliopsida; Rosales; Rosaceae. The coding region runs from base 105 to 425 and encodes 106 amino acids. The transcript has 5 exons.
GGUGUGGUGAUCCAUUGAAGGAUGAAGCGGCAAGCUCUUCAAUUGAACAAAGGUGAUCAAUACAAUUGAAGGGGGUCCGCAGUUGAUGUCUCAGCUGUCGUUCCAUGUAUGAACAGUUGGCUAAAAGUGCACCAACAAUCUUGGAUGAUCCUCUUUUUGCUGAUUCGUAUCUCAAUGUGUUACACAUGCCAUCUGCAUUUCCUCAUUCAGAGAGAUCCAGGCGUUCACCUGAAUCUGCAAAUAGCAGCUCCACAUACAUGUCCGACUUUGAAGAUGAACCAUGCAGCAAUGGUAGACAGUGUUCGGUUAUUAUGAAGGACCAUGUUGCCGCUGGACUUUGCUGCAUCCCAACUUUUUAUGAACUCUUCGUUGCAAGAGGAAGCUAUAAAACAUUUGGAAAAUUCCAAGACCAAUAUGCAGAAUGACAAAGCUUGGACUAUACAAUUGUUGGUUUUGACGUGUUCGCCCCUUGUGGUGAAAAUGGACGAGUUUAUUAUCCCACUCCUCCCUUGAUUUUCAGGUCAGACUUUGCUCAUUUUCAUUUCAUCUUUG